Molecule: messenger RNA, 2353 nt
Organism: Triticum aestivum (bread wheat)
Lineage: Eukaryota; Viridiplantae; Streptophyta; Magnoliopsida; Poales; Poaceae
Exons: 9
Coding region: 1273-2133 (286 amino acids)
Source: RefSeq, a predicted model, not a curated record
UCCUUCACUUUGCACCGCCCAUCUCAUCAAUACUCUGAAUUUCCUUGUCUGCUCCUCAUUCUUUGAUUUGGCCAAGCCUUGUUCUUGGCUUGGGAAAGCAGAGGAAUGCAUAGCUUCCUGAAUCCUGAGGUAAGCAAGCGUAGGUCUCCGUUAAUUUUUGUAGCCCUUCUCCGGAUUCUGUUGCAUGAAUACCACUUUCCAGUUCUUCAUUACGUUCAAGAUUGAUUCCAAGCGGUUGAGUUUUUUCACCUUAAAUCAUAGUCUUUUUCCCCCGCCUGGAAAGUAUUCUGUUUAAUGCGCGCCGUAUCACCCUGACAUCUAGAUAUAUUUUUCUUUUGAUUUUAUAAUUACAUAUAUUCGCUCAUUAAAAAUCAUGUGAAUCAUUUUUUUUUCAUACACACCAGAGUAGUAUUGGAAUCCAGAUUAACCAUUUUUCAUACACACCAGAACUGAGCAGUUGAUUGAAAAUCACUACUUACCAAUGUUUGCAUGAAAGGGGGAACAAGUUUCACCCCAAAUAAGGUGAGGAGCCCAUGUUGAAUGAACAGGGUUUCAGGCUUUCAGCUUCAUUGUGAAAAUUAUUGCUGCACAUUCUGAAGUUUGUUCUGUUGUGCAGCCGUUGGGGUUGAGUAAUGGACAAAAGAUUGGUCACAAAUCUGCUCAUUUAUUUUUGUCUCCACAUAUGUAGAUCAGCUUAAGCUUCAAAGCCAAAAUGGGUGAAGCUGAGGAUGGGUUCACCCCACUGUCUCAGUUGAACCCAUCAUCGGAUUACAGGCAGAGUCCAGAUGCGCAUCUCAGGAUGUGGAUCUCCUUCAACCCAAACAACGGCACUGUGUUCGGCCUCGACAGCCUUCUCAUCGACAGCGAGGGUGGAACUAUGCAAGCCCAUGUAAAACCCAAAGAUAUAAAGCGUUUCGAAGAUUGGCUAGCUGAAGGGAAGCUCUUUGCACUGUCAGAUUUUGUAGUUUGUCCAAGCGAGCGGAAAUAUAUGACCUGUAGGAACCCCUUCAUGAUGCACAUUGAAGCACAUACGGUGGUCGACGAGAUCGAUGGAGAUGUCGACGCCAUACCUCUCCACUGCUUUAAUUUUGUUGACUUUGUCGAUGUUCCUUCUAGGGACCGCAAGAUUAGCUUAUUGACAGAUGUUAUUGGCCAAGUAGUCGAAGUUUGGGGCAUAGAAAGGACCCCAAAGAAAUUGCGGAUGAUAGAAUUUGCAGCUUACUGAUUGAGGAUUUCAGUGGAAAGGAGCUGUAUGUCACACUAUAUGGAAAGAUGGGUCAUGAUUUUUAUGCGGAGAUUCGCAAGAAAUGCCGACAAGACCCUGUUGCUGCCGUGUUUGCCGGGAUGCGUGUUUGCCACUACAAGGGGAAAGGAUAUGUAGUUUGCUCUUUAUCAGCUUCAAAGUACUACCUAGAUUUGGAAAUACCAGAGGGACAGCAAUUCCGCGUGAAUUGGCUUCAUCCGAAAAUCCCCAUAGUACACCUACAGUCUCAGCCAGAAAGCCCUGUUGAUCCAAUUCAGGAGUUACAAAGUAGCUGGAGAACAACCAAGCAGCUGCAAAGUCUCGAUCCAUUUCAGUUAUCGGACAAUAGCCGAUUUUUGUGCAGAGCCACCCUGAAAGAAAUAGACUGCACCAAAGAUUGGUGCUAUCGUGGAUGCUUCCACUGCAGGAAGAAGGUCAGCAGGGACGGAAGUGAAUUCUGGUGCAGCCAAUGCGAUCCGGUUAACAAGAAGCGUAAGAGGUCGGUUUUAUGGUACAAGCUAAAUGCAGUGGUGGAGGACGACACUGGAACCAUGAACUUGGUGAUCUUUGCCGAGGAGGCGCAGGAACUUAUCGGUAUCCCGGUAGAAGAACUUUUCGAAGAGAUCACCGAUGAUGGCAGGUGCACCGUGCCAGCUGCAUUCUCAUAUCUUCGCGGCUCGAGCCACACCUUUCAAGUUGCCAUGGACGACUGGAGCUCAAGCUUCGUUGUGAAGUGGAUCCUGAACGACGAUGAGUUGACACUAGUGCAGCACAGUGGGUCAGUUCAGUCGACCGUGUCUAGUUGUAGCUCACAACUUAUGGAGGAGAAGAUGUUGAUCCUCAAGCGAGAAACCGAACUGAAGACGAAAGAUGAGGCAGAUGCAGAAUGACUCCUUUCCCUGACUCUCAGGCUCUCAGCAGCAGCUCUUCGUUUCACAAGAACAGAAUGUGCUACAUUGGCGGUAAUCAGGCCAAGUAACUGUUCUUUUGCUCUGCCUUAAUGCUAAAACUAUGUAAAAAUCCCUUGUAAGAAAUCUCAUGUAAAUAUUAUGUGGAAGUCACCUUGUUCAGAUUGCUGGGAAUGCUCAUCCUUGGGCCAGCAUAUGUCAA